CACUGAUCAAAUUUGAAACUGAAACGUCAACUCACAACUGUCAAAUUGUCUUUCUUGUUUUGACAGCUUUCAAAGCUAAAGGCUUAAGCCAUGGCACCCAGGAAAAAUAAAGUUGCUAAAGAGGAGGUCCAGGUGACUCUCGGCCCUCAGCAUCUGGUCGGCGAGACCGUGUUCGGAGUGGCUCACAUUUUCGCCUCGUUCAAUGACACAUUCGUUCACGUUACCGACUUGUCUGGCCGGGAAACAAUUGCCAGGGUAACCGGGGGCAUGAAGGUGAAGGCUGACCGUGACGAGGCCUCGCCCUAUGCCGCUAUGUUGGCCGCUCAGGAUGUUGCUGAAAAGUGCAAGACCUUAGGUAUCACAGCACUACACAUCAAGCUACGUGCAACUGGUGGUAACAAAACAAAGACACCAGGCCCCGGCGCACAGUCGGCGCUCCGUGCCCUUGCCCGUUCCAACAUGAAGAUUGGCCGCAUUGAAGAUGUAACACCUGUGCCAUCAGACUCAACCCGCAGGAAGGGCGGUAGGCGAGGACGCAGGCUGUAAUCUUUUAGUUUAAGCAAACUGUGGACUGAAAUAAAAAGGUUUACAGUUAA
Messenger RNA from Pararge aegeria (speckled wood butterfly), 596 nucleotides. It is a transcript of the gene RpS14, whose product is annotated as 40S ribosomal protein S14. NCBI's taxonomy places the organism in Eukaryota, Metazoa, Arthropoda, Insecta, Lepidoptera, Nymphalidae. Gene Ontology annotation, cellular component: ribosome; cytosolic small ribosomal subunit. The transcript is spliced from 3 exons. The record is from RefSeq and is a predicted model, not a curated record. Gene Ontology annotation, molecular function: small ribosomal subunit rRNA binding; structural constituent of ribosome; mRNA 5'-UTR binding. Bases 91 to 546 code for a protein of 151 amino acids. Gene Ontology annotation, biological process: ribosomal small subunit assembly; translation; maturation of SSU-rRNA from tricistronic rRNA transcript (SSU-rRNA, 5.8S rRNA, LSU-rRNA).